AUGGAUACAAAAAGAAACGAUGAUGAUGAUGAUGAUGUUCAUAGACGCUGCAAGUGUAAGAAGUCCAAAUGCUUGAAACUUUAUUGUGAUUGCUUUUCUGCUGGAUUCUAUUGUUCUGAAGCAUGUAGUUGUAAAGAGUGCUUCAAUCUACGUGACUAUGAAGAUGAAGUCCACGAGUCACGUGAAUGUAUAGAAGAGAGAGAUCCACUUGCUUUUUCACCCAAGAUUCAUUCUCUUGAGGGUGGAGAUAAGUUGAUGCCAACUGUACAAAAACACAGAAAAGGUUGCAGAUGUAAGAAGUCAAUGUGCAUGCAACAGUAUUGUGAGUGCUAUAAGGGUAAAGUCGGAUGCUGGAAUAAUUGUCGAUGUGAAGGAUGUAAAAAUGUUCAUGGCAUGAAAGGAGGAGGAAAGUGUGACAUAAUGAUAGGAACAAGUAGAAUUGAAUUUGGUUUGGAUCAACAUGAAUUCAUACCUCAAGAUAUCAAUGGUGGACAUGUGAAAUCAAUGAUGAAUCCUUCAUACAACUCAUCAUCACCAGAUGGAUCUUCUAACAGUGACAUGAUGAUAGGAACAAGUACAUGGAACUCUAGGAUGGUUCCUUUGGAUCAACAUGAAUGCAUCAAUCAAUUCACUCCUCAAGAUAUGAACAUUCAGUUAGCAGCUGGAUCUUCUAACUGUGAGAUGAUGAUAGGGACAAGUGAUUUGGAUCUUCCAACUGUGGCAGAGCUUGAAUUCAUGAAUCAGUUCAUCACACCUCAAGAUUUCAAUGCAAGACAUGAUGAUGAGAUAAAGUAG
Molecule: messenger RNA, 795 nt
Organism: Lactuca virosa
Lineage: Eukaryota; Viridiplantae; Streptophyta; Magnoliopsida; Asterales; Asteraceae
Source: the annotation of a GenBank genome assembly